UUUUAAGUGACGUAAUGAUUUAUUCAGUUUGUCUUGGGCUGUAAGAUGGAGAACCGCAGCUCUGUAAUGAAAGUUUUGCUUCUCACAUUUUCUGUUCAUCUUUCAUCAGCAGACACACACAUUCUGCAGUUCUUGUACACUGGAAUCACACCAGGAAUAAAUUUCCCAGAAUUCACUGCUAUUACUCUGGUGGAUGGAGAACAGGCUGAGUACUAUGACAGCAACAUAAAGACGGUGAUCCCAAAGACGGAGUGGAUAAAGAAGAUUGAUUCAAAUUACUGGAAAAGUGAGACAGAGACUUGGCAGGAAGAACAGGAAUGGUUCAAAGAAGAUGUGAAAACAUUAAUGCAGUGCUUCAAUCAGAGUAAAGGCAUUCACACUGUGCAGUUAAUGUUUGGCUGUGAGAUCGAUGAUGGCACCACUAGAGGCCACAGUCAGUAUGGUUAUGAUGGAGAAGAUCUCGUCAGUCUGGAUCUGGAAACUGAAACCUGGACUGAAGCGAAAUCUCAAGCCAUGAUCACUAUAAAUAAGUGGAAACCUACAGGACAUAAGGCUAAUCGCUGUACACACUACCUGAAAUAUGAGUGUAUCCAUUGGUUGAAGACGUUUGUGUCGUACCGCAGAGAGAUUCUGGACAGGAAAGUUCGUCCCGAGGUGUCAGUGUUCCAGAAAUACUCGUCUUAUCCAGAGGUGGUGUGUCAUGCUACAGGUUUCUUCCCCAAAGCAGUGAUGAUCACCUGGCAGAAGGAUGGAGAGGAUGUGCAUGAGGAUGUGGAGCUCAGAGAGACAUUACCCAACCAGGAUGGAAGCUUCCAGAAGAGAAGCAUUCUGAAAGUCCCAGCUGAGGAGCUGCAGAAUCAUAACUACACCUGUGUGGUUCAGCACAGCAGUUUGGAGAAGGAGUUAGUCCGAGACGUACCAAAAGGUAGCGGAUCAGGUGGAGGUGCAGACGGAAGGCAGAUUGGUGUCAUUGUCGGGGUCAUUGUUGCAGGUGUUCUAUUUCUCACCUGGAAGAAGAUCUCUGGUAAGUGGAGUAAGGAGGCAGAUGUUAAGUUUUUAGAGAACCGGUGUAGAGAUUUUUGUAUUUAUUUCCAAUCAGGCACUAAUCUGGUACUGACACAUCUUGUAAUGUUUAGUUCAGGUCUUCUGUAGGUCAACUACAGAACACAGAUUUUAUAAUAACUAUCUGUCCAUCAUCUGCCUUUCAGGCUUCAAACCUGUUCCACAAAACUCUACACUGUAAGUGAGCUUUUGAUAUUUUAAUUAUAUUUACAGUAAGAUGUAAUAAAUUGUGUAGUUGUAAUGUUUAGUCCAAAUAAUUUUAAUGUUUUACAGCCUCUAAAAGGAAUUCUUCCUGCAACAUCUCUUAAACUGUGGCUGUGUGACUUCCUGUUGGAGUGAGAAAGACAUGAUGUUUACAGUGUAAUGUGGAAUAAAAAUGUGUAUGGAGUGAAAAUCCAGUAGAAAAGCCUGUGCUAACAUAUAACCUCUAAACUGAUAUUUAAUAGAGAAGGAACACACACACACACACACACACACACACACACACACACAAAUA
Molecule: messenger RNA, 1558 nt
Organism: Neoarius graeffei (lesser salmon catfish)
Lineage: Eukaryota; Metazoa; Chordata; Actinopteri; Siluriformes; Ariidae
Product: class I histocompatibility antigen, Non-RT1.A alpha-1 chain-like
Exons: 5
Coding region: 46-1152 (368 amino acids)
Biological process (GO): immune response
Cellular component (GO): external side of plasma membrane
Source: RefSeq, a predicted model, not a curated record